AUACAGUAGAGCCACGAAACGAAAACCCUCUCUUUGCUCUAGACGAAAUAAUUUCUCCUGGUUGCGUCAAUCUUUCAUCGUCUCAGAGACAAAAAUGGGUGGAGACUCGGACGCUGACGCUUCACGUCUGAAAGCAAUCUCAGAGACGAAGUUCAAGAAAUCAAACCCCAAAUCAGCUCUUAAAUACGCCAAGAAAGCGCACCGUUUGGCUCCAAAUCUGGAGGGUAUCUCUUCAAUGCUCACUGCGUUUAAGAUUCUCUGUGUUGCUUCAAAAUCUUCGACGAGUGAUACUAAAGACUGGUACAAGAUUCUUCAGGUAGAGCCCUUCUCUCAUAUUAACACAAUCAAGAAGCAGUACAAGAAACUUGCUUUGAUUCUGCAUCCUGAUAAGAACCCACAUUUAGGAUGUGAAGAAGCGUUUAAGUUAGUUGGGGAAGGUUUUAGGGUUUUGUCUGAUAAGAUUAGGAGAAAAGAAUAUGAUAUGAGGUUGAGGAUUAGGAUUCAGGAGGAUAACGUUAGUGGGUUGGUGGGGAAGGACACGUUUUGGACGGCGUGUUCGCGGUGUAGGUUGUUGCACCAGUUUGAGAGGAAGUAUUUGGGGCAUAAUUUGUUGUGUCCUAGCUGCAAGAAGAGUUUUGAGGCAGUGGAGGUUGAGGGAGGGGAUGUGGAGAAGGGAGAGGAGAGUGAUGGAGUUAGGAUUUUUAGGAGUGAGAGGCUGAGGAGGAAAAUGGGUGGUGUUGGUUCUGUGGCGAAAGUGGGGAGUGUGGGAGUGAAGAGGAAAAUGGACGGUGGGGAUGUGAAGGUGAACGAGAGUGAUGGUGGUGAUUGGUGUGGGGGGAGAUUGAGGAGGAGAAUGAGUACUGUUGGAGAGGUUUUGGCAAGGUCAAAGCCUAAGAGUGUGGAAGAUCGUGAGAUUUUGGAGAGUUUGAAGCCUAAGAAGGCAAAAGUUAGAGAGGAAACUAUGACAUUAGCGCAAAUGCAAUUGGAGGCUAAAAGAAGGGCCAAUCAAGAGAAGUUGAAGUUGAAAGAGAAGAAGGAAAAGGAGAAGGAGAAGAAAACAGAGAAAGAUGAACUUGAGAAAAAUAAGAAGACCAAGACCAAGGAGAGGGAAACAGAAACAGGGAGACACAGGGCUUCAGAGAAUCAGGAUUUAGAGAUUGAGAGCCAGCAAGAUUCACAGCUUGAGAAAUGUGCAUUUGCCAAGAAGAGUGUGGAUUUGGGAACUGAGAAACGAGAGGCUAGGAAGAAGAGUGGGAAAUCGGAAAUAGCUAAGAAAACUUUGAAGAACAACAGCUUGGCAAUUGAGAGGCGCAAGAGUUCAAAGAGUAAGGAUGUGGAGAUUAUGGCAGUGGAAGACUCAGAUUUUUAUGAUUUUGAUAAAGACAGAGUGGAGAGAAGUUUUAAGAAAGGGCAAGUAUGGGCUAUUUAUGAUGAUGACGAUGGAAUGCCUAGGCAUUAUGGUUUGAUCGACGAAGUUAUUUCUGUUCAUCCUUUUGAGGUGAAGAUUAGUUGGUUGGAUCUUCAAAAUAAUGGGGAUGAACAAUUGAUGUGUUGGGAAAGAAUGGGGUUUCAUGUAUCUUGUGGUAGGUUUAAGGUUUCUAGGAAGACUUCCAUUGAUUCUCUCAAUAUAUUUUCACAUGUAAUGGACUGUGAAAGGGCAGCUCGAGAAACUUACAGGAUUUAUCCAAAGAAAGGUUCAGUUUGGGCACUUUAUAAUGAGGUGGCUUUGGAAGUGGAAGGAGGAAACUUUUCAGCUAGAGAUAGGGGAUCCUAUGACAUAGUCAUAUUUUUAACAACUUACAGUGAAAUGCAUGGGUUAAGCAUGGCCUACCUUGAGAAAGUUAAUGGUUUCAAGACAAUAUUCAAGAGACGAGAAAUUGGGUGUCAUGCAAUUAGGUGGCUUGAAAAGUAUGAUGUUCGUUUAUUUUCACAUCAGAUUCCUGCGAGGAAGCUUACUGGCGAUGACAUUCCUGACCUUCCGAAAGACUGCUGGGAGCUUGACCCUGCUUCACUGCCUUCGGAUUUGCUCACAAUUGGUUGGUGAAGAUGAUUACUGGUUGGAAAAACCCAAUGUACUCCAUGUAUAGUUCUUCUCUAGUUUAGGAGUUCAAGGUGAAUAUAUAUUCAGGAUUAAGUCAAGUACCUAUCUGAGAGGUUUUGGAUGGAUGACUUAAUUUGUUUUCUGCAAAGAUGAGUUAUGCAGGAGGAAAUUUUUGAAACUCGUCACUUUGAAAUGCUUCUUGCAAAAAACCACAAAAUACUGGUUGAACUGAUCAAAUUGCCAUGAUUAAGACUUCUAUAUUAUAAUAUUUGCUGCAAAAUGAAAGUAGUUUUUUCUUUUUAA
Messenger RNA from Mangifera indica (mango), 2344 nucleotides. RefSeq lists its product as uncharacterized. The coding region runs from base 95 to 2044 and encodes 649 amino acids. The record is from RefSeq and is a predicted model, not a curated record. The transcript is spliced from 2 exons. NCBI's taxonomy places the organism in Eukaryota, Viridiplantae, Streptophyta, Magnoliopsida, Sapindales, Anacardiaceae.